UUAAGAUUAACUCCUCAAGAAAUAUUUAUUGCUUCAUACAUGCUUGAUCUAAUCUCAGAUUUUUGUCCUGUCUGAAUAUGGGGGAGACUAUCAUAGUAAAUUAAGAUGUGGUAUCUACUACUUUGUAGAUACUUAAAAAUAAGGGGUUCUUCUCCCCCAUUUGGAUAAUUAAACUCUAGUCCUUUGUGAAAUCCAGAGCUAGACAGUUCCUUAAAAUCUGUCUUAACUCCCAAAUUUCAGAGGUAAUUCCACAUUGAUUGAAAUGGAGGAGGUUGUGAAGGACUUGAAUUGGCUUGGAAUAAGAGCUUUUACUCGGGUGUUUACCUUUGGUCCUACAUUCCGAGCUGAGAACUCUCAGAGCCGAAGACACCUAGCAGAGUUUUAUAUGGUAGAAGCAGAGAUUUCUUUUGUUGAGAGCCUUCAAGAUCUCAUGCAGGUUAUGGAGGGACUCUUCAAGUCUACAACAAUGAUGGUUCUCUCAAAUUGUCCCAAAGAUGUUGAACUCUGUCACAAGUUCAUAGCUCCUGGACACAAGGACAGAUUAGAACAUAUGCUUAAAAACAACUUCUUAACCAUUUCUUAUACGGAGGCAGUAGAGAUCUUAAAGCAAGCAUCCGAAAACUUCACCUUCACUCCUGAGUGGGGUGUUGAUCUACAAACUGAGCAUGAGAAGUACCUGGUGAAGCACUGCGGCAACAUACCAGUCUUUGUCAUUAACUAUCCAUUGGCACUCAAGCCUUUCUACAUGAGGGACAAUGAAGAUGGCCCUCACCACACGGUUGCUGCUGUUGAUCUUUUGGUUCCUGGAGUCGGGGAGCUCAUUGGAGGCAGCCUCAGGGAAGAGCGAUAUCACUUCUUAGAGCAGAGACUGGCCAGAUCAGGACUUACAGAAGCCUACCAAUGGUAUCUGGAUCUUCGUCGAUUUGGAUCUGUGCCACAUGGAGGUUUUGGGAUGGGAUUUGAACGCUAUUUACAGUGCAUCUUGGGAGUUGACAAUAUCAAAGAUGUUAUCCCUUUUCCAAGAUUUACUCAUUCAUGUCUUUUAUAACUGAAAGGUUGGUGAAGGAAAAGUACCCUAUGCAGAGGCACUCCACAUGAAUUUGCACACAGAAGAGUGCAGUGUUUAAAUUAUAGAAGUAUAGAUUUCAAUAUGUAAUUGUGUAUGCUGUAAGAUACAACAUAUGAGAAAUAGAAAUGAUGAUCUUUGUUUUUAGAAACCCAAAGGCAUUUCAUGGAAAGAUUAACUCCCUCAAGAAGUGGUACUUAAAGCAAGUGGACUUUCUAUUACCUCAAUGAAGAAAAAAAGAAGUAACUGGGCUUUUAGUCACAGGUGCUCAGGAAACUGGGGCCUAAGAAUUGCUUGAGCGCAGGAGUUUGAGGCCAGCUUGGACAAAAAAGAAGAAGAAGAAAUGAAGACACUGAACCAAAUGGUUGCAAAGGUCCUCUCAAACUCUGAGACAAGAUAAGAUAGUGUAUUUUACUUUGUCUUUAAUCACUUCCCUGUGUAGCUUUUCAGAAAUGCCUAGCAACUAAAAAUAAA
Castor canadensis (American beaver) is the source of this 1540-nucleotide messenger RNA. Lineage: Eukaryota; Metazoa; Chordata; Mammalia; Rodentia; Castoridae. The record is from RefSeq and is a predicted model, not a curated record.